Molecule: messenger RNA, 3096 nt
Organism: Blepharisma stoltei
Lineage: Eukaryota; Ciliophora; Heterotrichea; Heterotrichida; Blepharismidae
Source: the annotation of a GenBank genome assembly
AUGUCCAAAGAGUCAUCCAGUCCCACACAUUUCCCGAAACUUACAAAGCCAGGCUAUUUCACCAUUCCAAGUAUAAGCGCUUUAUCUGAUUUUUCAAGUGAGCAGCUUUCUAGAGUUAACGGAUUCACAAUUGCAAACAGGCAUGGGAAAAUUGUGUUUGAAGGCUUUACCGAUUUAAGAGGCCUGGAUCUUGAUAAAAUUGUGAAUAUAGAGAAAAAUGAUGUCACAGUCUAUCCUGAUGAUUUUUCCAAGCCAGUGGUAGGGGAAGGGCUAAAUAAGCCAGCGUGCAUAACUUUUUAUGGUACCAUUGCCAAAAAAAUUAAGCUGUGUUUUUACCUUUAAUCAAAUGGUAUUCUUUUUUUUUUUGGGAAAUUCGCCUUAAAGUUUAUAAUCAAGCCCUUCUAAAGUUUUUGCCAGCAUCAGAUGUAAGGAAUAUUUAGUCAAAACUGGUUGAAUCCAAUAAAAAUACCAAUUCUUUAACAUUUAAGGUACCCCAUUUUACGCGCUAUGGCUUCUUUGAUGAUACAGACUCAGACGAAGAGCAGCCUAACCCUAGAGAUACCAAGCAUCCAGACUAUCCCAAAGACAAAGGAGAAGGCUUAUUUUCUGAAGAAGAGGAAGCACAAAUUUAUAUCCCAGAAUUCAAAGAGCCGCCAUCACGAAAAGCCAAAGAAGAAGCUGAAGAAGCAGAAAUGGUUGUUGAGCACCCUGCAGACGAGCCAAAACAUAUCUGUCUUAAUGAGCAUUUCCGCAUCUGCUUCAGUCCUAACGGUAAAUUUUUUUUGCCGACUGAAAAAAAUGAGCUUGUCCCGUUUUCAGUUGCCAAGCCAGACCAUGACGUCGCUGACUCUCUUGAGCUGCACCUACAAUAUCUCGAACCCCCCAAAAUCGCCAAAAAAGUUCCAGGAAUAAGCGGAUUUUCUUUUAAAAAUAAGCAAAAUUUAUGGAAAAGACUAGCCAAGCUGUAUAUAAUGAAGAUGAACAAAGAAGAGUGACCAGGAAACGCCAUGCUCUGGAGCUUGGUAAAUGUUCUGUAUGGAGACUCCACAAUAAAUACAUAUGAAGCUUUAAAUUCCCAAGAAUACCUUGAAAACUGGACGAGCACUGAGCAUAGUCCUGAAAGCGUGACAUUAAACAGAAAAAGAGGCCUCAGGUAUUGGAUAAAGGCAUGGAACUGCUUAUUUGAGCCUUUAGAAACUGAAGAUGCUGGCGAAAAAAUCCUUUACUCCCCCCCCCCCCCUCCGUGAGCGAACAAAACCAUUAGAAAAAUCGCCAUUUUUUGACCAAAAACCCACCCUCCGUGAGUGAACACAAAAUUUUUUUUAAUAGAAAAAAUUUUAAUGGAAAAAAAUUUUGAUAUAUAAAGUGAUAAUUAGUAUAAUGAAAUCUAGAGCUAAUUCUGUUUAAUUUUAAACAAAUUGCGUUUUAAAACAUAAAUUUUGCAAAUUAAAUUAAUAUUUGCUUCCCAAUUUUUGCAAAUUAGGAUUUUUUUUUAAAUUUCGAAAAAAAUAUUUUUUAUAAAAUUUAUAUAUAAAUUUUUUUUAAAAAAAAAAAAUUAACCCCCCUCCGUGAGCGAACAAAAUUUUUUUGUUCGCUCACGGAGGGGGGGGGGGGGGAGUUAGCCAAAUGGCAAGAGGUGAAAUAAAAGAAGCUGUAAUAACAGCAAUCCAAAGCAAAAAUCUGUUUUUAGCUAAUUUACUAAGCCAAAGCACGUCUGGGGACUUUAAAAGAUGUGUAAAAAGGCAGCUGGAUGCGUGACUGGGUAACAAAACAGUUGAUCUUUUCCCUGAGUCUAUAUAUAAAAUUUAUAGACUUAUGUCUGGAGAGCUUGAUAUAGCCCAGCUGGUUGACUGAAAACAGUCCCUUCAGCUAGUAAUGACGUAUGGGCUUCCUUUAAAUACAGACAUCCAGCAGGCUUUUGAAUAUUUUGAUAAGCAUAUUAAAGAAGAAAACGCUGAAUGCUACCCAUAUUUGCCUAUAAAUAAGCAAAAAAUCGACCUUUGCUACUAUUUAAUAGAGCUUUAUUCUAGGCCAAAAGAUGCAAUAGAAAACCUUACUUUUGCGCUAAAUCCUCACACAAUUCAGCAGAAUUUUAAUUUAGAAGCUUCAUGAAUGACUAUGGUGGCUUUAUAUGGGUCAUGAUAAGAAGGGUUUUUCUCUAUAAAAGUAACUGUAAUUUUUUUUUUUUAUAAAAACACCAUAGAAAAUUAAUUUGUCAUUUUUUAUAGCAGCCCUUUGUAUGGGGUCUACUAUUAUUCCAAUUUCUCUGACAGUUUUUGGUCAAAUCGGCUGAACUCUAACGUUGACGAAAUUUUUAAAAAUCUCCAAAAACUAUCAUAUGCCUUCGCAGAAGAGCUGGAAUUUAAUGGAAAUUGGCAAUGGGCUGUCUAUGUUCUAAUGUUCAUAACCAACUCUCAAAAAUUGAUAAAGCAGCUUAUAUCUCGCCAUGCUUUUGAAAUUGACCUUCAUGAAGAGUUUUUAAUAGACGAUUUGCAUAUCCCCAAAGCGUGAAUAGAUGAAGCCAAAGGUCUAGCUUGCGAAGCCACUUUUGACUACUUAAACUCCAUCAUGCACUAUCUAAACUGUGAAGACUACUAUAGAGCUCAUAACAUUUUUAUGGAAAACGCUGCCCCACAAUGCAUAAUUUCUUUUGAAGGGGACGCCCUAUAUGAGCAUCUAUAUGAGCGAAUUAUUCUCCCGCUUCAAGAAAAGUCACAUGAGCUCGCUUCAUGGAGCUUUAGUGGGGAUUUAUAUUGUAAAUACCUGCAUAUUGCACAAAGAAUGGAGGAUUUUUAUAGAAAUGAGUUUAAAUAUUCAGAUUUAGUAGAGCUUAUCAUCAAGAUAAAAGAAUUGGUAAGCGCAAUGAAAGAGCUACCUAUUUCUAGCAUAAAGCAGCAGGCGGGGAUUAGUAUUAUGGAAAAGAACUUGGGGGACUGGCAUCUAGAGCUGAAUCAGAAAUUGUUGGUUUUAGAUGACCAUGAAGAAAACUUGCCUGAGAAGAUUUAUUUGAGGUUUAUACAGAGAGGGGAUGCGAUUCAGCAAGCUGAAAAAUUUGCAGGGUUAUACUUGAAGCAGAUGGCAAGUAAAAUUAGAUAA